UGCAGUAGCAAGAAGAGUCCACCCAACAUCGAAGUGCUGGGAGGCCGCUUGACCUACCGACACAAGAAACUGGACGCUCGUUAGGCGAAAGCCUCUAUCGUCCAUUGUAUCUGACCUGACCUGACAUUUUCGCCCUAUUUAGAGCCCGUUAGUUGCAUACUUCGGCGUGAUCUUGUAAGUAAUUCCCCAGGUCUAUUACGGCCUACGUACACGCUGGACACGAAAGUCCUCGGAAUCCUCGUCCGCACGCAUAGUAUAAGCUGCAUUCCAUCGGUCCUGCGCUGUAUGACGCCUGGAUUUGUCCGCAGUUAAUCUCUGUGUGCAGGUUAUAUCUGAGAUUUCAUCAACAUAUCUACCAUCAUGCUUCGGCGCAAUCUCAGUUUGCCUCCUAACAAACAGAGGCAGACUGGAGUUUCAUUGCCUCCAUCGCACAUGAGGGCCUCGAGUGUUGUGCCACAUUGUGAUCAACGGAUUUCACAACGUGAUACGAAAUCUAAAGCUUUCGUAACUAGAGCUAUAACCAACUUGAUUGAGUUUUUAGAGUCUACUGAGUAUCCCAACGCCAUUUCUACUCGUCUGCUUCAAUCCCCCAGUUCAAAAGAAAUAUUUUGCAUUUUUGAGCAUGUAAUACGCCAAAUAUCGCCCACGUAUCGUAUUGGACGACCAGGAACGAAAGUGGAAGAUUCAUGCCUUGACGCGCUAACGAAGCUAGGCUAUCCAUAUGUGCUAAGCAAACAGUACUUGGCCACUCCGGGUGCUCCGCACGCUUGGCCAUCCGUGCUCGCGGCACUAGAUUGGCUUCGUGAGCAAGUGGUUGAGACACAUGAACUUCGGAAAUCCGACUCUUUGUUUAAGUAUGACGACGAACAAGACACUACGCGGGAACCGGUGGGCAAGGUUCUUUACGAAUGUACUCUAGCCGAACUCAACGGACAACGGUCCAUGGAUGAACUGGCACAGUUCGAUGCUCGAUUACGGGCGUUACUUGGAUGUCCAAGUCAAGCAGACUUUGACCAAAUGGAGUCCACUAUCGCCCAGAUUAACGCUGAACUGCAUUCGUUCGGUGCAUCGGACUCUUGCUUGGAGCAACUGCAGUUGCAAGUGCGUCAAUUGGAAGAGGAAUUGAAAUCACAAGACAACAAAAAACAAGACUUAGAAAGUCGUCUUCACAAGUUACAGUUGUCGAAUCGGGAGCACCAACGUUUGCUUGCCGAGUUGUCCGAGCGCAGUGAGCAGUUACGUGAACAGCUGAGUUCUGCGAAGAAGCGCAUUAAGGAACAGGAAGAUGCAGGCCUAGGUAGACUCAUACAAGACUACCGUAUUCUUCAAGAGCAAUACCAGUCCAGAAUACAAGACAAGACAGAGAUUCAAAAAGAGAUUGAACAGAAGGAAUUGGCGUUCAGCCGUCGUCAGGGGCGCAUUGCGCCUGCUUUGGAUACAUACAAUCGUCUGGUUACCACACUGAAGGUCCCUGAAUAUGAGGCUGUCGCACAAAGAUGUGAUCUAAAGGUCCGCACAUACCGCUCCGGCUUCGAUAUCACGUGCGAGGUAGCUGCUGCCAUGGGGGAUGUCAGUUCCUGUCUGAAAUGCAUCCAGUCUUUGGUUGCAGAGGUCGAAGAACACUCGGUUGAAUUGUGCCGGCAAAUUUCGGAAACACAGACAUCAAUUGAUAACCUUGGCCUUCCGCUCCUCAAUGCUCAACAUUCUGAGCUGGUGGAACAAGCGGAUAAGUUGGAUCAGCUGCUAGUCACUGAGGAUACUGAGCGUGAUAAGAUGGAGCAGGAGUUUGCACAACAGCGCCAGUGUUGGGCCACUGAGCGAUCUAAAAUCCAUACCCUUCUAGGAGAAACUCGUGCUCGCUCCGAUGAGCUUGAAGCCACUUUGGAUCGAAUAACUCAACGUCGAGUCGCGAAAUCCGAAUUCAUUGAAGAAUUGGAGUUCAAAGCGACAGUCUUCCUCCCAACACUGCAGGUAAGUUGUGAUGCACCAAUACAUACAGGAGCACCAAGGUUACGGCUAUUGAUGAACUCAUUAGGAGCCUUUUCAGCGACUUAGUACCGUUAUUCCAUGUCACAGCGUAUAUUACUGCUCCAGCUCUCUGUGCAUUCAGACGGUGGAACUCCUGCCAAUGUAAGGAGUAAUCCGAUGGUUGUUAAUUCGUUACCGUUCCUUUCAUUUAAUCGAUGAGCCAUUGACACCUGUUUUUAACGACAGAUUCUCUGUGAAACCCCCCCCCCCAGCUUCUAACUGAAGCAUAUUCGAGUAUCACCCUACAGCCUUCCAUAUUUCCAGCGCUUCCCGAUACCAUUGCCAAUGACUGAGUUCCUGGCUGUCCCUAUGUCAAUACUUGUUGCUUUCACUUCAUCUAUUUUACUCUCUGGACACAUUCAGCAAAUGUUGCAGAUCAGUUGUUGGCGCGAUAGCACCGCGUAGCCACCACACUGAAAGCAUAUGGUUUGUCGUAAUCAAUCGGCAUAUCUACUGCAAAACCUCUCCUAUUUCAUCUUUUUUGUGUUCUUCCUGUACGUCUGACUGAUGAUCAUAUUGACCAUAUCACAUGGCCUUCCUCAUCGUUUCAUUGUCGAGCACUAGAAUAUUGGUCCGACGGCGCAUCUUCGAAUAAACCUACAAUCGCUUCUGUCCCAUGACAGGGUCGGGGACUAACAAUGCGGAGACUGGGAUUCAGAAGUUUGCAAGUCAUGCGCCUGAGCCACCAUAUAACCAGACCUUUGGAAAAGUAAGAGCACUUUCCUAACUCGUAGAUUAUACCCAUUUCGACGUUAGUAGACAAUUGAUACGAGGAAAUUUCUUUUUGGCAACUAUCAUCAGGCAUGUACAGUUAUGCUGCGAAUAAUCAAAUGAACAUUACGCUAUUUCUAGCCUGCAAUUGCAAGGUCGUGGAUGUCCUGAUAAGGGAAGUAUGCAGUGGUUCAAAUCAAACUACUACGGGUCAGUUGCCUAAAGGUUACAUGACUAAGCUAAGCCCAUGGCAACAACAACCAGAGUCUUUUGCUUACACAGUUCUGGCUGUAGCCGACCGGUGUUAAUCCCGAACGCUAAAUAAGAGUUAACGACUUUUAAAAUUUUCUACGCUGUACCGAAGCGGACCCCAAAAGGGCUCAAAAGGCAUAUGCUGACUACGGCUGAAGCCAUUGUAAUCAGACGGCUACACCCAGAACUGUGUAGGCAGAAGACUGGCGCAAACCAUUAUCUUGCCAUGGACUCAGCUUAGUCAUAUGAUCUUUGACCCGUAGUAGUUUGUUUAAUUUGAACCACUGUACACUUCUCUUGUCAGAACAUCUACUACGCAAUUGCUGGCUAGAAAAAAGCGCAAUGUUCAUUUGAUUAUUCGCAUCAUAAUUGUACACGCCUGAUGAGAGUUGUCAACAAAAUUUUCUUCGCACCGAUUGCCUUCGAACUUAUCUAGCUGUUAUGGAGACGUCUCAAGGCUGGCUAGAUGAUGAAAAUAAUGCGUCAGCUGUACGCCAUAAUGGCGCUUCGCGACAGUCACCAGUCGCGCGUGGGCUGAAUAUACCGCGAGGUCGCCCAACCCUACGCGGAUUCGAACCGGUGACCUUAUGAUUGCAAGCCAGGCGUGCAGACCCCUCGGCCACCGCCCGACAUCAAGGCCACUUCGAUAACUGGGUGCCGCUCAACACCUUUGAUAAAUUGAAUUCGAGUUGUUUCACGAACAUCUGAACAAUUGCGUGUUAUUGGUUUCACUUCCAUGGUUUAUUGAAUUUUUCUUUCUCCCUUUGUUUCCAAACACUUGUGUUCUCUUCACUCUGUCAUACGCAGCACCACUUGGAACACAGGGA
Molecule: messenger RNA, 3818 nt
Organism: Dicrocoelium dendriticum
Lineage: Eukaryota; Metazoa; Platyhelminthes; Trematoda; Plagiorchiida; Dicrocoeliidae
Source: the annotation of a GenBank genome assembly